Molecule: messenger RNA, 1119 nt
Organism: Paramuricea clavata
Lineage: Eukaryota; Metazoa; Cnidaria; Anthozoa; Malacalcyonacea; Plexauridae
Source: the annotation of a GenBank genome assembly
AUGUUGUGGGUAGAUCCUGCUGGAACAGAGUGUAGAUGGCAUUUGCAAAUAAAGAGAGGAGUUUAUAAUGUUCCAGGACCGAACAGUCUGUGGUAGGUAAAUUUUCAGCACUGUUUCUUAUUUUAUUAUAUUUCACCCUUCCUAUAAAAAAGUCAGUUGUAAAUGGGAAAGUACUUGCCUUCGACAUUCAUCUUAUUUGCAUAGACCUCGCUCCUUUGUCCCUCGGUUGGUGAGAAAACCUGAGGCAAAAUGGCAAACACUUUCCCAUACGUACCCACCCAGCAACACGGCUGCCAUUACAAAUUUACAUAGAUGUAAGUAUGGUGUAAUUGUUUUUGUACAAACAGGCACAUAGAUGGAAAUCAUAAACUUAUACGCUGGCGUAUAGUAAUCCAUGGUGGCAUAGAUGGCUUUUCCCGUACUAUUGUGUAUCUUGGUUGCAACACAAACAAUGAGGCAAAUACAGUGCUGGAUUUGUUCACAAAUGCUCUACAUCAGUUUCAUGCUUCACAUCGCAUUAGAAGUGAUCAUGGAACUGAAAAUGUUGAGGUAGCUAAGUGGAUGCUAGAUCAUCAUGGCACAACAUCUAACCCUGUUUUAACAGGGCGAUCUGUUCAUAACCAAAGGAUUGAGCGUCUCUGGCGUGAUGCGGCUCAGUCAUUCAUUGGCUUAUACCAAAGAUUAUUUUAUUUUAUGGAGUCACAUCAGUUCCUAGAUCCUUUGGAUGAAGUACAUAUAUAUGCACUUCACUAUGUUUACCUGCCAAGGAUACGACGGUCUGUUGAAGAAUUUAUUUUGCAGUGGAACAACCAUCCACUAAGCUCAGAAAAGAAGAAAACACCUUGUCAAAUAUGGGCCGAGGGUUUUUACAGUCAUGCUAAUUCGAAUCAACAUGCUGAUCCUAUCAACUACGGUUUUGAUGAUAAUGGGCUACUUCCUGAACUUCAGACGAAUAAUCCUGUGGUAGUUCCUAGAUCAGCAAUACAGUUGACUGAAGAACAAAUGAUUGCAUUGCUACUUGCCAUUAAUCCUCUUGAAGAUGAUCACAAUUAUGGUAUAGACAUAUAUAAUCAUGCUGUACAAACAAUAACUGGUAUAAUUCGACCAACAGAUGAAUAA